Molecule: messenger RNA, 491 nt
Organism: Spodoptera exigua (beet armyworm)
Lineage: Eukaryota; Metazoa; Arthropoda; Insecta; Lepidoptera; Noctuidae
Source: the annotation of a GenBank genome assembly
GGCCCGGAGGUUAAGGAGCCCGCUUCUCAUGCAUGAGGGUGUGGGUUCAAAACCUGGCAAGUACCAAUGUGACUUUUUCCGAGUUAUAUGUACUUUCUAUGAUUUAUUUAGACACCACUGCCAUACGGUGAAGGUAAACAUCGUGAGGAAACCUGGACUUAUAAUUUCUAACUAUAAGUUUGAAAUCGCCAACCCGCAUUGAGCAAGCGUGGUGAUCAAUGCUCUAACCUUCUCCGUACGAGAAGAGGCCAUUGCUCAGCAGUGGGCACUUAUAGGCUGAUGAUUUUCAUUAUGCGUGGUCUUAUGCACUGGAGAUACUUAAGAAGAAUACUGGACAUCUUUAAGCAGUUAUAUAUACUUAUAAAAAUGAUCAGCAUUCUAUUUUUUUGUAUAAAAAAUAUACUUGUCUUAACGUUUUUAUCUAUUUUUUUGCGAUAUUUAUCUAGUAUAGAACAUGAUAUUUAGCAACAUUCAUUUCAAAUUCAAAAGAA